Messenger RNA from Adineta ricciae, 1212 nucleotides. NCBI's taxonomy places the organism in Eukaryota, Metazoa, Rotifera, Eurotatoria, Adinetida, Adinetidae. The record is from the annotation of a GenBank genome assembly.
AUGGAGAAUGAAACGAAAAAUGAUUUAGUAAAUCAAACAAAGAGAAUCUUACUGAUCGGAACACCAGCGUCCAGAACUAUGCCGUCGUUACAUCCGAUGAAAUCACAUCAGUUUGCAAUAGGCAUCUCAUUAGCACUCUUAUCCAGUUUGUUUAUCGGUUCGAGUUUCAUUUUAAAGAAGAAAGGCUUACUCAAGUUAACCCAUCACUUGGGAGUAGUUCGAGCAGGAUCCGGCGGCUUUGGUUAUCUCUAUGAGAUUCAAUGGUGGACUGGACUGUUAGCCAUGGGUAUUGGAGAGGCUUGUAAUUUUGCAGCAUAUGGAUUUGCUCCGGCAUCGAUUGUCACUCCUCUUGGUGCACUGUCAGUUCUAGUCAGUGCUCUGUUGGCUGUUCGAUUCUUGAAUGAAAACUUGACUACGCUUGGCAAGAUCGGCUGUCUUCUGACUGUUGCUGGUUCGAUUAUUCUUGUGAUUCAUGCACCAAAAGACAAUGAUGUCACUUCUCUGUCAGAUUUUGCUCAAAGAGUCAGAUCUGCCGAAUUCGUUUUCUUCUCAUUAUUUACAUGUGGUGUCCUUCUCGUGUUGAUCUUCUACUAUGCACCUCGUAUGGGUGCUAAACAUGUUUGCAUAUACAUUCUGAUUUGUUCUCUACUCGGUGCAUUCACCGUCACAGCUUGUAAAGGUUUGGCGACAGGAUUGAAAGAAUUAUACAUGCACGAACACACAUAUUCAAUGUGGUUGACAUUGAUCUGUGCGUUGACGAUUAUUAGUUGUAUUUUGAUCCAAAUGGUGUAUCUCAACCGAGCGUUAGAUCUGUUCUCAACACCAGUUGUAACAACUGUUUAUUAUGUGUUAUUUACAACGUGUAUUCUCAUAACAUCGGGUAUACUGUUUCGCGAAUGGCGUCUAUUGACAUUCGUGGAUGUUGUUGGUUGUGUUGUUGGAUUUGUUGUUGUCACGUGUGGACUGAUUUUGAUCAAUUAUUUGAAAACGAUGACAGUGUCCAUCGACACAGAAUCUGCAGAUGUGAAUGAUGACUCUCUUCUUUCAUCGUUCUCGUCAGCUUCACAAUUUCUUGCACUUGGCUCAUGUGAUCCUGUAUCAACGAAACAAUCGAACUAUGCUCCAAUCAAAUCCUAUGCUGAUCUCUUACAGAAUGAGGAUGAUUGCUCAUUACGAAUGAAUAUUCCUAACAAAUACGAUCAAUCAAUAUGA